UGACUACAGUUUGACCGAACAGAUUUCCUGUGUGUACAGAAGGAGGAGCCAUGUGAACAAAUAGACUAUAAGAGGUGCAGUCAGAACAUCAUAGGAAAGCACAGCUAGCAGCAAAAUACAAUCUUUCACACCAGAGGAGAUCCAGAACCAGCCAGCAAGAUGGUUCCAGUGUUGAUGUUACUCAUGGCAGCUCUUGUAGCUGCAGAUGAGCCAAUGAUGGAUCUCUCAAGCCCAGCAGAGUCUGACAGUGCCGUUUCUGUGGUUCACUGUGAUUCUGCUACUGUUUGUCCUGAUGGAACAACAUGCUGUCUGACUCCUUAUGGGACCUGGAGCUGCUGUCCCUACUCAUUGGGUCGGUGUUGCAGAGAUGGAUUUCAUUGCUGUCCUUAUGGUUAUCACUGCGAUUCGACAUCAACCCAUUGUUUGAGGGGGUGGUUGAAACUGCCAUCUUCUUCCCGGAUGGCCGCCACAGCUACCCAGAAACCUCAGGUUCUCAAAUGGCAGGGACAGACUGAGAAGGUUCAUUGUGAUGGAAAUGUCUACUGUCCAGCUGAUCAGUUCUGCUGCAAGACAGCAGCUGGCCAGUGGGGGUGCUGCAAUGACAUGGUGUUGUAAGUAAACAUCCCACGUGACCUGGGUGCAGCUCUUAUCAAAGAGGCUUUCAAAUGUCAGUUACUGUUUGGAGAAAGCACUAAUAUACAUUUAUGCAUCCAAAUGCUAAGACUUACAAUCAAAAGUAUAACAAUAAUCAUAUACGGUGAAACUGUCCCACCUGUAUUUAACAUUUUUGAUUCUGCUCUGCUGUACUUCAUUCUGUGACUCUGUGUUUUGUUAGCAAACAAAAUGUAACAGAGCAAAUGUAUUACUCAGCUCUGAAAUUCUCUAUUAUAGAUCAAUGGAUAAAGGCUUGUUACAUCA
Messenger RNA from Labeo rohita (rohu), 918 nucleotides. Its product is annotated as progranulin-like. The record is from RefSeq and is a predicted model, not a curated record. Gene Ontology annotation, cellular component: extracellular region. The coding region runs from base 160 to 615 and encodes 151 amino acids. NCBI's taxonomy places the organism in Eukaryota, Metazoa, Chordata, Actinopteri, Cypriniformes, Cyprinidae. The transcript has 5 exons.